Messenger RNA from Cherax quadricarinatus, 735 nucleotides. The record is from RefSeq and is a predicted model, not a curated record. Lineage: Eukaryota; Metazoa; Arthropoda; Malacostraca; Decapoda; Parastacidae.
AUGAAUGUACUUUCAGUGGCCAGUGAAGGUACGGGUACUAACGGCCCUGCUAAUGGAGGUAAGCGCAUUCUGGUGGUUGGUGAUCUCAGGUGGCAGCUGAUGGAGGAGCCAAUAAGUCUGGAGAAUUUCAACUCCAUGCCUCGCCUCCAGCCGGAGUUCUUCUCGUGUGGACUUUCUCUGUGUAAACCGACUCACAGUCCCGUGGUCUUCAACAACCAGACAGAGGUCACUCUCUACUCUACCAUACGCGUCAGAUAUAGGUUCAAAUUCUUCAUGGCCAAAGAGACUGAGGAGUCAUGCAUGAACCAGUGGGUCUUCUGUACCAUGAAGGACAAUCGUAACAUUGGUUCCUUCUCCGUGGUACCUCCUACCAAUGCAGACUUCAUCCUUAAGGUGUAUGCAGGAGUGGAGGAUAUACUUGACGAUGAUGGAGCAACUCUCAACCACGUCGCUUCCUUCUUUCUUAUAUGUGAGAAGGCUCGACGUAACCCUGUACCCUGGCCACUAAACAACAUGGCUUGGGGACCCACACCAUUCUUCUACGAGUGUGGGCUGGAACCCAUGAACCAGACCGGCCCAGUCAUCGUCACCUGGGGAGGCAGGAAGAUCAUCUACUUUGAGAAAAUCUUUGACAUCAUGAUCGUGUUGCAGGUCUUUGAUGCUGAGGGUAAUAUUCUUGAUCUCAAGGGAAUACAGGGAUCAGCAACUAUGCUGACAUCAUCUGAAGCAUCAUGA